ACAGGCUGUCUCCUCUGCAAAAGGAGACAAUAAAAGAAGCAUUGAAGCACAUUUACUUUGUGUUUUGGGAACUGGAACAGCUGAUUAUGGGGUUACUUCCGGGUCAGUCUCAGUGAGGACCCUCGUACAGUGGAAGGAAGUGGAGCCACGUCAUCUAUCUUGUAUACAGGUAUUGUGGCAGCCGGAAGUAGCCUUUUCAGCACAGAAGCGCAGAUGCAGCUCACAGAGAGAAGUUGCGACAAUCUGAAAAUUUAAGGCUUUCUGGAAAAACGCCGCAGUUUUCUUUCCUUCCCGUUUUGACCUCGUCUCCUCUUAUGCGAGCACCGAUGCGGAGGUUUUGUCUGAGUAGCGACACCUAUCGUUCAGGAGAAUACUGCAGCGACGUCACUGUUUCCGCGCGACGCGACCAAGCCGAGAGUGUAGAUGCGUCUGAGGAGGAAGUGCUCGUACACAAAUGAGAGGAAACCGCGAUCCGCUGGAUCUGCGAUCGAGUGUUCUGAGUCCUUAAAGAACAACUGCAGCCCGGCACCGGAAUUACACCGAGGUUUGAUUUCAUUCGCAUCCUCUCCGUGCCAGCGGAAGCCAGCCGCCCCCGCCCCCCAGUGACCCAGAAACCGAACAGCUGCUGGCAGAUGGAGAAGCAGGCCGGAGCAGCCGGCGCGGGGGAAGGAGCGGGGCCGAACAGGAAGCCGUGGGUCUCGCCGACGUGCGGCCCAGCACCCGGUGAUGCCCUAGACAGCCCAACAGGUUCUCAUGUGGAGUGGUGUAAACAGCUGAUAGCAGCCACCAUCUCCAGUCAGAUCUCAGGAUCAGUCCAACCAGACAUUGUGAGCAGGGACAACAAGGCUGGGAGAAGACCGGACUUCAUGGUGUCCAAGAGGCUCAAUCGCAGGGAUUCACAGGAUGAAGGGCUUUGUUACCAAGGAGAAAUAGAUUCUGAGCAUCCUUCCAGUGCUUUGAACCUUCCAGUUCUGAGAUACGGAGCACAGGUCAAAAUGUUCCAGAACCAGGUUCCUCUGCUCCCUGGAGAGACCAUCCAAACCACAGUCAAGGAUGUGAUGUACAUUUGCCCAUUCAGCGGUCUGGUUAAUGGGACUCUGACCAUCACAGACUACAAGCUGUACUUCAUCAGUGUGGAAAAGGAGUCUCCCUUCAUUCUUGAUGUGAAUCUGGGAGUCAUUAGCAGGCUCGAAACCAUUUGUGUUCCCAUCCAGGGAGAGAACAACAAAGGACUGGAGCUGGUUUGCAAGGACAUGAGGAGUCCCAGGUUUGCCUAUAAGAUGGAGGAGAGCCAGCCAGAUGUGGUGGAGGUGCUGGCCAAACAUGCCUUUCCUCUCUCCCACAGUCUGCCCCUGUUUGCCUUCCUGUACAAGGAGCAGUUUCCUGUGGAUGGCUGGAAGGUGUACGACCCAGCAUCAGAAUACAGACGUCAGGGACUCCCCAAUGAGAGCUGGACCAUCAGUAAGAUAAACAGCACCUAUGAGCUAUGUGACACCUAUCCUUCCAUCCUGGUGAUCCCCACCAACAUCACAGAUGAAGACAUCAAGCGAGUGGCUGUGUUCAGAGCCAAGCACCGCAUACCGGUCUUGUCCUGGAUCCACCCGGAGUCUCAGGCCACCAUUGUGCGCUGUAGCCAGCCACUAGUUGGACCUUCAGAUCGUCGCUGUAAAGAAGAUGAACGUUUUCUCCAAAUCAUCAUGGACGCCAAUGCUCAGUCCCACAAGCUCACCAUCUUUGAUGCGCGGCAGAGCAGCGUGGCCAUCACCAACAAGGCAAAGGAUGGCGGGUAUGAAAGUGAAAGUUUCUACCCCAACGUAGAGCUCAACUUCCUAGAAAUCCCAAACAUUCAUGUGAUGAGAGAGUCCCUUAGGAAGAUGAAGGACGUAGUUUAUCCUACCAUAGAUGAAGCCCAUUGGCACUCUGCCAUUGACCAGACGCAUUGGCUGGAUUACAUACGGCUGUUAUUAGCAGGAGCAGCAAAGAUAGCUGAUAAGCUGGAGUCUGGAAAGACAUCGGUGGUGGUUCACUGCAGUGAUGGCUGGGACAGAACAGCCCAGCUCACCUCUCUGGCCAUGCUGAUGCUGGACAGUUACUACCGCACACUCAGAGGCUUCCAGGUUCUAGUGGAGAAGGAGUGGAUUAGCUUUGGACACAAGUUUUCUGCUCGCGUGGGUCACGGUGAUGAGAACCACGCUAACUCAGAGCGCUCACCUCUCUUCGUCCAGUUCAUUGACUGUGUCUGGCAGAUGACUCGACAGUUCCCAGCAGCCUUUGAGUUCAAUGAGCUCUUCCUGAUCACAGUGCUGGACCAUCUCUACAGCUGUCUGUUUGGUACAUUCCUCUACAACAGUGAGCAGGAGAGGGUGGCCCAGGAGGUUCCAGGCAAGACUGUGGCUCUUUGGUCCUACAUCAACAGCCAACCUGAGGACUUCACCAACCCCUUCUAUGUGGACUAUGAGAACCAUGUUCUAUACCCGCUGGUUUCAUCCAGACACCUGGAGCUGUGGACCAGCUACUACGCCCGCUGGAACCCACGCAUGAGACCACAGGUGCCGGUGCACCAGACUCUGAAGGAGCUCCUCAUCCUGAGAGCAGAGCUCCAAAGGAGGGUGGAAGAGCUGCAGAGAGAGGCCUCCUCCCACUCGCUGUCCUCCUCCUCUGACCACUCCCCGACACAUACCACAGGAACGCCGCUUCACACUGCUGUCUGACAUGCGUCUGAAGCACCGCCGCACCUCACUGCUUUUAUGCUCGUUUUAACAGAGUUACACCAAAAUACUGAUUGACUGACAUUUUUAUUAACAAUUCCACAUUUGAGGGGAUAAAAAAAGAUGUUUGUAAAAAUAAAAAAAAUAUUUAAAGAAAAUAUUUUAAAGGAGACCUAACUGAUGCUUCCUCUUGUUCUAUUUAUAUUAUUUUAAACUUCUUUGCACUUCACCCGAGCCUGUGUCGUCUGUACUGUGGAGAGCUCUGUUCAUACAGUCUUUUGGUUACAGUUAUUCAUACAGAGCCGGGAAACUGCUGUAAAUAGAAACGAAAUUUCAAAGCCACAUUUGGUGCAUGAAAUGCUACUGUGUGCGCACAAGAAGCGAUUUGUUCAUCUGUCAGCCUGAGACAAAUGUAACCCACAUACAGGCAGCAUGCACAGCAGACCAGCCUUUUCCAUCUAAGCAGCAAGUGCGCUGGAACUCAGUGAAAUGCUGUCAAAGUCCACAGUGUCUUCCCAACCACGGCAAAGACAGAAAACCAGCUGCAGUUAAUGUGAAGUGAUUUUUGGUGUAACUGCGAGUGGAUACCUGUGCAGUUUGUUCUCGUAGUGUUGCACUCUGUGGAUGUUUAAUGGGCACCCGCCCCACAGCUGACCACUCUUAGACACACAGUGAUGCACAGGACCCCCCCCCCCACCUUGAACCUUACUCUAUUUAAAAUGUGUGCAGGCUCCCUACAUGCAGACCUGAUUCUCAGUCCAGUGAAGCUGCCUCCAGUUUUAUCAGUAAGCAGUAUUAUUUCUGUAUGAUGUCAUUAGUCUGAGGGCUCUGUUACUGAUGCUAAGCAUGCUCUAGCUUCACACUGGUGCUGUUUGGUGAUUUGUAAUAAAGAAAGUGAUGUCCUGCAGUUCCUUUGUUCCAUAAACAGAAACUGUAACAUUAACUCUCCCCCCUUUGGACACCUACUACCCUUAUUUCAGGGCUGACUGUGUGCGAUCUCUGCCUUCGCAGCUUAUCCUUAUUAUUACUGAUAUGUAAGGUGUCAAGCCUCAUCGUUAAGGGAACGGGGAGGUCAUCAAAUGUCGUCUUUUUUUUUUUGAUAAAGUGUUAAGAGAAUCUAUUUUUUUUAUUGUUAGAACAACUGCAGCUGUGGCCAUUUUAUUUUCCAGCUCUAACAUGCAGUUAACGGCACGUCCACAUGGAAAUUCCCAUCUUCAAACACAGGGACCAAAUCGAGCCUCUGCCUUCACACACUGCAGCUUUCCUUCUUCACACGGACCUUUUUGGGUUUUUCACUGUAUAAAAUUCCACUGUUUGUAAUCCAUGCCCCUCGUGUAUCAGUAUACAUACACUUGUGUGUGACUGCAGCUGUGGCUCGUGACAGACAGCAGACGUGUGACCUGUCACCUUUUUGGGACGGUGGGGGCUGCACACACAUCACAUACAGCAGCAGAAGAAUAAAAAGGGAAAAUACAAAGCACAUUACUGACAGUGGCUAUUAAUAUUAUUGGUGUUACCUUUGAGUUUACACAUGAAAGAAAGUCUUGAAUUUUAUGUAUUUAAACAUGAGUUUUAUGUAUUUUGUAUUUUUGAACCUGUAAAAGUGCAACUGAAUUCCAGCAGGAUCAUCACCAUAACACAGCGGGCACUCAGUAUUGUGAGAGCUGGUUUUCAGCUCCGCUCUGCCUUUGUUUCUUUAUAUUCUAAUUCAGUGUAACCUUUAAACCAUCUGUCUGUAAGCUUUUUUUUUUAUGUAAACACAUUUCAUGUGAAAUUAAACACAAAACUGUCAAUGAGCCAUAUUCACUUCUGACAUUCCAUUAAAAAAAAUA
This is a messenger RNA of Archocentrus centrarchus (flier cichlid), 4540 nucleotides long. It is a transcript of the gene mtmr1a, whose product is annotated as myotubularin related protein 1a. NCBI's taxonomy places the organism in Eukaryota, Metazoa, Chordata, Actinopteri, Cichliformes, Cichlidae. The record is from RefSeq and is a predicted model, not a curated record. The transcript has 20 exons. Gene Ontology annotation, cellular component: membrane; cytoplasm. The coding region runs from base 633 to 2711 and encodes 692 amino acids. Gene Ontology annotation, biological process: phosphatidylinositol dephosphorylation. Gene Ontology annotation, molecular function: phosphatidylinositol-3,5-bisphosphate 3-phosphatase activity; phosphatidylinositol-3-phosphate phosphatase activity.